AUGCAAAACGGCAACCUGAACGGCCCAUCACCUGAAGAUGAACGUUUAACACCAGUACCAGACUCCCCGAUCCUCGAGGAAGUCGCCUUGGAAAAUCGGGUUGAAUCGGCGCCUUCCGAGGAGGUCCCUUCGGCCCCAAAAGACGAUGAACCUACCCAUCAACUAGAUGGGCCGCCAUCCAAGAAGCGACGACUUACAGAGACUACUCCAUCGCGUCGCUCGACAUCCAGGCCACCUUCGCCACCAUGGAAGAAGAUCGGGGCCGAUGGACCUACAUCGUUUACUGUGGAGGGCCGGCGCAGGUCUUCGCGAACCAACGCGAUCCCGUUGGAAAUGCAGCCUCAAUCCGACAAACGCCACACGCGCGCAGCACAACAUCAAUACGUCCAAAAGAAUACUCGCGAUAGUACGAAACCUGCCACAUCCUCCCCAUUGGCUGUGACGCAGUCGCGUGCCGCGGUCAAUGGGAAGCUUGGUGGCAAGGUCACGGCUAAUGGAUCCCCUCGAACGGGGUCAAACAAAAGCGUUUCAGCUGGCGGUAAACAGGCAGUCUCACAAUCUCCAGCUCCAAAAUCCUCGAAUCACUCCCGUACGCGAUCCCGAAGCUCCGUUAACUCCCAACGUCCUCCCCGUCCCAGUACCAACGGCGCUAGCCCCCGGCAGCUUCGCGACCGCCCCUCGCUUUCGGCGACAUCCCCCGGCGCCGGCGAUGGCUUAGAUUAUACUUAUACACAUAAUGAAGGAGGCGAGGAAGGGUCGAUAAAGGUGCCGCGACUUCGAAUCAAGGUGAAGAAGCCGGUUCUCCCGAUCCGACACCCUGGCCACGUAUCCAACAAAAAAUACCAGUCAUUCCGAGAAUGGGUGGAACACGAAGAUACUCCUAGCCUAUUGUCUUCCGAGGAGGCCCUCGAGGAGGCUCGCAGGCGACGUGAAGUGGUCGAUGCGGCAGAGCCUGGAGGGCCGUUGAGCUCGGAAGUCUGCUCGGCUUAUAUCACAGACCAGCAGGAGGAACCGCCCCCUCAAUAUUCGCAUCAGGAUCACCUCGUGGCACAUGCGUUAUACUUUCAGAAGCUUCUGGACAAGGAACACAAGCGGCAUCGCCAGAUGGCCAAGCUGGUCGCUCAGUGGUGCGCGGAUGCCUAUCGGAAGCGCCACAAGAACCCGGAAGACAUCCUUCGAGAGCAGCAGGAGGAAAUGCGCGGGAAGCGGAAGCAGGUGGCCAAAGAUCUCCAGAAGAUGUUCGAUCUAGCACGCGCUGAAAUCGACCGAGCCCGUCUUGCCCGCUGGGAAGAGGAGCGGAAGGUACAGGACCAGCAGGCACUUGACCGCGCAAUCAAGAAAUCCACCAUGCUAUUCGAGAAACGUCGAUCUGAGAUCCUUGGUGAAGUGAAUAGUGAUGCCCUUGCUACUAGUGAUGAUGACGAAGAUGUUGACUCGGAUUCCGAGUUGGACUCUUCUGGGUCCGAUCUUGGGAGCAACAUGUCAACCUCGGAAUCUGACACCGAUGACGAUGCAAAUGUGGAUGAUGAUGCUGCAUUGACUGCCGAGGAACUACGACGAAAGUACGCCAACUUGCCAGCCGAAGACACGUUAGACGAAGUGUCCGUGAUCUCCGGCGUGCCAGCGUCAGCCAUUGACAGUGAAGCUUUACCGGAUGAAGUUGACUCUGAUGCUACACCUGCUCAAUUAGAUGACGUUGAUUCUGUUUUAAUGGACGAUAGCGACGAGUCGACUGAUAUGGAUGAUGAUAUGGGCGACAGCGACGAGGAAGCAGAGUCAGACGACGAGGAUUCCGAAGAGGGCAGUGAUGAUGAUGAUGGCGGCCCCGGACUACUUGGCUUCUUCUCUUCCAAGGAUAUUCCUGUUUCCAAAGAGGACGAGGAAGCCGAUGGCGAAGCAGCGGAUGAUGAAGACGUGGACCUCGAGGACCCAGACGAGGUCUCUCUGAUUCCCAACGGUCAUGACUCCUCGCGCGAAGGCACUCCAAUGGAAGUUGUCGAGGCUUCUGCUGAACCUACGCCUAUUGAUACUGAAGAUGCCUCGAUGGUUGAUACUCCAAUGGAGGACCAAAACCGACCGACCGAAUCGCCGGCACCUUUUGAACCCACCACUGCUUCCGAAACUCCAGCCGAUGAAGAAGCAGCCCAGUCCCAGUCAAUGGAUUUAGAGCCCCUCCAUCACGAUACCCGACCAAGUGGUGAACUGUCUAGCGAGGCUUCGCCUGCCACUUUCGCAACCAAGCCAUCCGAGCCAGAGUCUGUCUCCUCGUAUGAGCCCGCGUUAGAGAAGGCUCUGCAAACAAGUCAUUCGCCAGCUCCUGGCUUGAAGACACCCAUUCCGCAUCUCUUGCGCGGCACUCUUCGUGAAUACCAGCAUUACGGGUUGGACUGGCUUGCGGGGCUCUACAAGAACCACAUCAACGGGAUUCUGGCCGAUGAAAUGGGUCUCGGUAAAACCAUCCAGACCAUCGCCCUGCUUGCCCACCUGGCCGUGGAUCAUGGCGUCUGGGGCCCUCAUCUCGUGGUUGUCCCGACUAGUGUCAUGCUAAACUGGGAGAUGGAGUUCAAGAAAUGGUGCCCUGGCUUCAAGAUCAUGACGUACUACGGCAAUCAAGAGGAGCGCAAGGCCAAACGUCGUGGCUGGACUGACGACAAUGCCUGGAAUGUCCUGAUCACUUCGUAUCAACUAGUCUUGCAGGACCAGCAAUCUCUUAAGAGGAGAAACUGGCAUUACAUGGUUCUGGACGAGGCGCAUAACAUUAAGAACUUCCGGUCACAGAGAUGGCAGGCUCUUCUAACGUUCCGGACGCGGGCCCGACUUCUUCUGACCGGUACACCGCUUCAGAACAAUUUGACCGAGCUUUGGUCCCUUCUCUUCUUCUUGAUGCCUUCAGACGGCGACGGAAAUGGCAUCGAGGGCUUCGCAGACCUCAGAGAUUUCUCGGAGUGGUUCCGUCGACCGGUGGAACAAAUCUUGGAGCAUGGAAGGGAGACCAUGGACGACGAGGCCAAGCGAGUUGUCACCAAGCUUCAUACCGUUCUGCGCCCUUAUAUUCUACGUCGACUCAAAGCCGAUGUCGAGAAACAAAUGCCUGGCAAGUACGAGCAUGUGAUUUACUGCCGGCUCUCGAAGCGCCAGCGGUUCCUCUAUGACGGCUUCAUGUCCAUGGCCCAGACGAAGGAGACUCUUGCAUCAGGCAACUUCCUUUCCAUCAUCCACUGUCUUAUGCAGCUACGCAAGGUCUGCAACCACCCCGAUCUCUUUGAGACAAGACCGAUCUCUACGUCCUUUGCCAUGCCACGAUCUGUCGCUACGGAUUACACUGUCAAAGAGUCACUGGUUCGACGACGUCUGCUCUUCGACCACCCUCUCACCAAAGUUGAUCUGGACUUCCUUAACCUCGCUCCGGUGUCUAGAGAAGAUAUCUCGCGGAGACUUGCGGAUGAUAGCAUUCGGCUGAUGGCCUUUGCUCCGUUCAAGACUCUUCGUGAACGCCAGUACAACCGGACCAACUGGCAGAUGACCUUCAACGGAUCUACCAUGGAGUCGACCCUGCAGUCUCUGGAGAAUGCCAGUCGGAAGCGGAGAAUGGCUGAGCUCGAGCGGUGCUUGUACUUUGAAUCCAAGCGCCAUGGUCGCCGACCUGUCUAUGGUAGCAGCUUGAUCGAGUUCUUGCGAGCUGGCACGAACAAGGAACACGCCCUAUCCAAUGCCCCUCUGCGGAAGAGCAACAUGGCCGAGUGGCUGUCCAGCCGGUCGUCCGUUCUUGCUUCGAUGAUCCUGACGAUCGAGGAGCGCUCUCUCGAGAUGGACGGCUAUGUCCAGAGGUUCGCCUGCGUUACUCCUGCGGCCGUCGCCGCAGGAACCACCGAAGCUGCCUUGACGCCCAUCGAGACUCGCCUCCUGACCAACACCUCCAAGGACCAGCCCCACGACCCCUUCCACGAGGCGCGGAUGCGCCUUUCUAUCGCCUUCCCAGACAAGAGAUUGCUACAGUACGACUGUGGCAAGCUUCAACGGCUGGACAAGCUGCUCCGCGACCUCAAGGCUGGCGGCCAUCGCGCUUUGAUCUUCACGCAGAUGACCAAGAUGCUGGAUAUUCUAGAGCAGUUCCUCAACAUUCACGGGCACCUAUAUCUCCGCCUCGACGGAACCACCAAAGUUGAGAACCGCCAGAUGCUCACCGAACGAUUCAACAGUGACCCUCGAAUCCUGGCUUUCAUCCUUUCUAGUCGAUCGGGUGGUCUCGGUAUCAAUCUCACGGGCGCCGACACCGUUAUCUUCUACGACCUGGACUGGAAUCCAGCGAUGGACAAGCAAUGUCAAGAUCGUUGCCACCGUAUCGGACAGACUCGCGACGUUCACAUCUACCGAUUCGUCUCCGAGUACACCAUCGAGUCCAACAUUUUGCGCAAGGCCAACCAGAAGCGCAUGCUCGAUGACGUGAUCAUCCAAGAAGGCGAGUUCACCACGGACUACUUCACCAAACUUCGGGAUGUAGAAGGCAUGGUUGAGGGCGAAGACACCCGUGAUGGCCACGACGAAGCCAGCGCUGCCAUGGACCGGGUUCUCGGCAACCGAGUUGCCACCGGUACCAAAGCCUUCGAGCAGGCCGAGGACAAGGAGGAUAUUGAUGCAGCGAAAAACGCGCAAAAGGAGCUCGAGCAUGCGGACGAUGGCGACUUCGAAGAUCGUCCCCCCCCACAUGGCACGCCGGCCCAGGCUGGUACGCCACUCGCGGUCGGCGACGAGGGCACGUUGCAUCCCGGUGGUGUAAGUGCCGUGGCCGAGGUUGACGGAGAUGUGGAAGAAGAGCCGCGCCACAUUGACGAUUAUUUGCUCCGCUUCAUGGAGUGGAACAUGCGUGAUGAGCCCCUGGUGCUACCGGUGGACAAAAGCAAAAAGAGGUCCAAGAAGGGUAAAGAGCACCGGCUCAAACGACGUCGUUGA
Penicillium daleae is the source of this 4950-nucleotide messenger RNA. RefSeq names its product putative SNF2 family helicase/ATPase (Swr1) (gene swr1). The transcript has a single exon. Gene Ontology annotation, cellular component: Swr1 complex. Bases 1 to 4950 code for a protein of 1649 amino acids. Lineage: Eukaryota; Fungi; Ascomycota; Eurotiomycetes; Eurotiales; Aspergillaceae. Gene Ontology annotation, molecular function: ATP hydrolysis activity; ATP binding; histone binding. The record is from RefSeq and is a predicted model, not a curated record.